Messenger RNA from Xiphophorus maculatus (southern platyfish), 1041 nucleotides. RefSeq names its product aquaporin AQPAe.a-like. Gene Ontology annotation, cellular component: plasma membrane. Gene Ontology annotation, molecular function: water channel activity. The transcript is spliced from 6 exons. Gene Ontology annotation, biological process: transmembrane transport. NCBI's taxonomy places the organism in Eukaryota, Metazoa, Chordata, Actinopteri, Cyprinodontiformes, Poeciliidae. Bases 66 to 899 code for a protein of 277 amino acids. The record is from RefSeq and is a predicted model, not a curated record.
CACAGCUCCACACACAGAAACAGAGAUAAACAAGGAGCCGGAGGGAAACGUCUACUGGAUCUGAAAUGACGUGGCGGGAGGAGCUCCGCAGUAGGCAAUUCUGGAGUGCCGUCUUAGCAGAGCUGCUUGGCACCCUGGUGUUAGUGAGCGCUGUGCUGGGUGCCUCUGUUCCAGGGCCCGGCGAGGCCCCAGUGGGGCCCCUGUAUCCAGCUGUGGCAGUGGGUGUGGUCAUUAUUUCACUGGCACACUGCUUUGGAGAAAUAAGUGGAGCGCAGGUGAACCCGGCUGUCACACUGUCCUUGCUGGCCACCCGGAAGCUGGACGCUCUGCGGGGGGUCGUUUACAUGGUGGCUCAGUGUUUGGGGGCCUGUGUAGGGGCCUCGGCCCUCUAUCUGGCUCUGCCCCUCAAAGCCACAGCUGAGCACUUUGUUAACAGGGUUCCUGCAGAUUUGAAUGCAGCGCAGGCUCUGUGCAUCGAGGUUCUGUGCACCUUUCAGAUGGUUUUCACCAUCUUCUCAGUGGAGGAGCAGAAACGGAAGGAGAGCGUGGAACCAGGAAAUCUGGCCAUUGGACUUUCUCACACUGCUGGAGUGCUAAUAGGGGCCCGUUUCUCUGGUGCCAGUAUGAACCCGGCUCGCUCCUUGGGUCCAGCCAUCAUCACUGGAUUCUGGGAAAAUCACUGGGUAUACUGGAUCGGUCCGAUCAUCGGCGCUCUACUGGCCGGAGUGUCCCAUGAGUUCUUCUUCGCCCGCAGCGCCUCUCGCCAGAAGCUGGUGGCCUGUUUGACCUGCAAGGACAUUGAUAUUGUUGAGACGGCCAGCAUGACCGGUUCGUCUCUGUCCACAGUCACUCAGAACGCCAUGAGAGCCAAACAUGCCAACAAACAGGAAAGCAACUGAAGACGGACGGUGGUUUCGUCAGGCUUCGAUGGUGAUGAGCGAUGGCAGGAGCAGAGUUACCAACGGUUAAGCUCCUUAAACGUCCUGUGCCAAAAAAAAAAACACAAAUCAGACUAAUGAUCUGAAGAUUGUUGUGUAAUAA